Messenger RNA from Lepisosteus oculatus (spotted gar), 4635 nucleotides. The record is from RefSeq and is a predicted model, not a curated record. NCBI's taxonomy places the organism in Eukaryota, Metazoa, Chordata, Actinopteri, Semionotiformes, Lepisosteidae.
AUGGGGGGGUCGGUCUAUCGGUCAGUCACACUCCCUGUCUCUCGCAAGCGCCGCGGCCCUCGCCUGUCCCGCCCCGCCGGCCCGGCUCAUGAGGAGGCCCGGGGCGGAGGGAGGCCGGCGCCCGCCGCCGCCGCCGGUCGCUUGGGAGUCCGCGUCCCAGGCAGGAGGGAUGAGACCGCGAAACGGAAGACGAAAAGACCGCCGAGGAGGGGAGGAGGAGGAGGAGGACAGGGGGGAGGGAAGCGAGCCUGCGCCGAAACAUAUAAUAAGGAGAACUGCUACGUCUCCAUUUCAGUCCGCAAGUCCUACCGGCGGAAGGGGAGAGAUUCGCGCUGCGAGCCGGGCCGGGGCUCCAAGGGGGACGAGUCGGGCAGCAGCGCAGCCCCGGUUCCGAGAGCCCACCUCCGGCUAGGACCCAAGAACAGGAAGCCGGCGGCUCCACACGGGCAUCCCGCGGGGCCGGGUUGGCGUGACGGCGGGCCCUGGUUUUGUGACCACUCUCUCUCUCUGCCCCCCCCCCAGGCGCUGCCCCCUAGCGUGGCGGUGGCGGGGGGCUACUGCGCGCUGGUGGCGGCCUUCUUCACAGCCGUGAAGGCGGUGAACUUCCGGCUGCACGCCAUGUUCGACGAGGGCGAGAUCGUGGAGAAGAGGCAGGCCUCCCUGACCCCGGAGAGGGCGGAGGAGGGCGACGGGGGCGCCGGCGCACCCGAGGGGAGCAGACCCAGCCGGGGGGAGGGAGAAGACGAGGAAGCAGGGGAAGAGGAGGAGGAGGAGGGAGGGAGGGACGCCGGGACAGAGCCGCUGUCCCCUCAGGAGGGCCCGGGCGCCGGGGCUUCGGGGGGUUACUCCCCGCUGGGGCCCUCGGGGGAGUCGGAGAGCCUGGGGGACGCCCCGCUCAGCCCCCUGAUCAAGAGCAGCCUGAGCGAGGAGCUGAGCGAGAACCUGCUGGGGCUGGGGCUCGGCUCGGGCGCCUUCCGUCUGAGCAAGGGUCACGCGGCGCUCUUAGCCUGUGCUUCGUCCUUCUCCCCUUGGUCCAGCGCGGGGUCAGGAGGGGGGAAGCCGGAGCCUAUCCCAGCAAUCAGUGGGCGGAAGGCAGGGUACGCCAUGGGGGGGGGGUGGAACGUUCAAACUCCACACAGACAGGACCCCCAAGCGCCAGGUCUCUCUGGCUCCAGCGCCUGUGUGUGUGACCUGCUCUCCUGUGCCUUCCCUCCCUCAGCGGCCGAGCACGAGGAGUCCGGGAAGCAGGAUUCCCUGGGCAGCGUGAAGAGGACCCAGGCCAUCCGCAGGCGGCACAACGCCGGCAGCAACCCCACGCCGCCCCCCUCCACGAUGGGCUCCCCCCCCAGGUGUGCCACCCCCCCGCUGCUCUGUGCCCGUGGCCCUCUGUGCCGGUGUGUCUCAGGCUCUGUGCCCGUGGCCCUCUCGCUUUCUCCCUAUCCUGGUGUGUGUGUGUGUGUGUGUGUGUGUCUCUCGCAGGGCCACAACUGGAUCAUCGCCUACAGCCGGCCGGUGUACUUCUGCCUGUGCUGCACGCUGAUCUGGCUCUUCGACCUGGGCAGCAAGGCCAGGGGCCUGCAGCCCUUCUCCCUGUACGGCAUCACCCUCUUCUCCGCCGACUUCCUGGACGGCGCCAGGAACGUGGUCACCGUGUUCACCCUGUCCUUCCCCGUCAUCUUCCUCUUCGGGCUGCUGCCCCAGGUCAACACCUUCCUCAUGUGCCUGCUGGAGCAGGUGGACAUGCACGUCUUCGGCGGCACAGGUAAAUGGGGGGGUGUGGACCGCGGGGUGGGGGUGGGGGGUGACGAGAGCAGCUCUUGGGUCCCUGGGCUGGAGUUCAUCCAGGGGGAGGGGGAUCCUUCUGUGUGGAGUCUGCCUGGAACGGUGCACGCGAGGCCUCCUGGGAAACGAGCCGGCGCCAAACCCUCUCGUUCUCUCCGGCAGAAGGAGAUCCUGCACUCGGACCUGGUGAUGUGCCCCCUCAUCGCCAUCAUCACCUUCGCCAUCAGCGCCAGCACCGUCUUCAUCGCCCUGCAGCCUGCCCUGAGCGUUGUCCUGUACGCCCUGGCCGGUCUCGUGGGCUUCCUCACCCACUACCUGCUCCCUCAGCUCCGAAAGCAGCUGCCCUGGUUCUGCCUGGCCCACCCCGUGCUGCGGUCCCGCGAGUACAGCCAGUUCGAGGUCCGGGACGCCGCCCAGCUGACGUGGUUCGAGAAGCUGUACGCCUGGCUGCAGUGCGUGGAGAAGUACUUCAUCUACCCCGCGGUCAUCCUCAACUCGCUGACCACCGAGGCCCGCGCCGUCAGCGCCCAGCCGGAGAAGCUGGGCAUCUGCCGCGCCCUCUUCGUCACCAUGGCGGGCAUGAAGCUCCUGCGGGCCUCCUUCUGCGCCCCCUCCCAGCAGUACGUCACGCUGUGCUUCACCGUCCUCUUCUUCCACUUCGACUACCCUCACUACUCCGAGACCUUCCUCCUCGACUACUACUUCAUGUCCAUCGUCUUCAACAAGCUGUGGGACCUGCUGUACAAGCUGCGCUUCGUCCUGACCUACAUCGCGCCCUGGCAGAUCACCUGGGGCUCCGCCUUCCACGCCUUCGCCCAGCCCUUCGCCGUGCCUCAUUCGGCCAUGCUGUUCGUGCAGGCGGUGUUCUCCGCUGUCUUCUCCACGCCGCUCAACCCCGUCCUGGGCAGCGCCGUCUUCGUCACCUCCUACACCCGGCCCGUCAAGUUCUGGGAGCGCGACUACAACACGCGGCGGGUGGAUCACUCCAACACGCGGCUGGCCACGCAACUGGACCGCAACCCAGGCGCGGACGACAACAACCUGAACUCCAUCUUCUACGAGCACCUGACGCGCUCCCUGCAGCACAGCCUGUGCGGGGAUCUCCUGCUGGGCCGCUGGGGCAGCUGCUCCACGGGGGACUGCUUCAUCCUGGCCUCGGACUACCUCAACGCCCUGGUGCACCUCAUCGAGAUCGGCAACGGCCUGGUCACCUUCCAGCUCCGCGGCCUGGAGUUCAGAGGGACGUACUGCCAGCAGAGGGAGGUGGAGGCCAUCACGGAGGGCGUGGAGGAGGACGAGGGCUGCUGCUGCUGCGAGCCGGGUCACCUGCCCCACGUGCUGUCCUUCAACGCGGCCUUCGGGCAGCGCUGGCUGGCCUGGGAGGUGGCCGCCACCAAGUACGUGCUGGAGGGCUACAGCAUCAGCGACAACAACGCCGCCUCCAUGCUGCAGGUGUUCGACCUGCGCAAGAUCCUCAUCACCUACUACGUCAAGAGCAUCAUCUACUACGUGACCCGCUCCCCGAAGCUGGAGGAGUGGCUGGCCAACGAGGCGGUGCAGGAGGCCCUGCGCCCCUGCCAGGCCCCCGGCUACGUGGACAGCGACCCCACCUUCAACCUCAACAUCGACGAGGACUACGACCACCGGGCCGCCGGCAUCACGCCCGCCGCCUUCUGCUCCGUCUACCUGGACUGGAUCCAGUACUGCAGCGGCCGCCGGCAGACGCCCGUGGAGAGCGAGAGGGACUCCCCCUUGCUCGCGCUGUGUUUCGGCCUCUGCAUCCUGGGCCGCCGAGCGCUGGGCACGGCCUCCCACAGCAUGUCGGCCAGCUUGGAGCCCUUCCUCUACGGCCUGCACGCCCUGUUCAAGGGCGAUUUCCGCAUCACCUCUCCCAGGGACGAGUGGGUGUUCGCCGACAUUGACCUCCUGAACCGGGUGGUGGCCCCGGGGGUCCGGAUGUCCCUCAAACUGCACCAGGAUCACUUCACUUCGCCCGACGAGUACGAGGACCCGGCGGUGCUGUACGAUGCCAUCACCGCCAACGAGGACAAGAUGCUGAUCUCCCACGAGGGCGACCCGGUGUGGCGGGGCGCCAUCCUGGCCAACAUGCCCUCCCUCCUGGCCCUGCGCCACGUCAUGGACGACGGCAGCGACGAGUACAAGAUCAUCAUGCUGAACAAGAGGUUCCUCAGCUUCCGGGUCAUCAAGGUGAACCGGGAGUGCGUGCGCGGGCUGUGGGCGGGGCAGCAGCAGGAGCUGGUCUUCCUGCGCAACCGCAACCCCGAGCGCGGCAGCAUCCAGAACGCCAAGCAGGCCCUGCGCAACAUGAUCAACUCCUCCUGCGACCAGCCCAUCGGCUACCCCAUCUACGUCUCCCCGCUCACCACCUCCUACGCCGGCAGGCACGCCCAGCUGCGCGCCGUCUGGGGGGGGCCCGUGAGCCCCCAGAACAUCUACAGCUGGUUCAUCAGCAGCUGGGACAGGCUGCAGAAGGGCUGUGGCGCUGGCUGUAACAGCGGGGGGAACAUCGAGGACUCGGACUGCGGCGGGGGCUCCACCUCCAUCAACCCCCCAGCCCACGCCCCCCAGGGCGGCGGCGGCGGCACCACACAGGGCACGGGCCCCGCCCCCCCUCCCCAGGCCCCGCCCCCGGCCCCGCCCACCACCAUCCAGCCGCCCGCAGGUAAGCGCCGGAGAAUCGGGGUGUCGGGCCCGAACAGGGACGGGGCUCUUGUCUUCCUCGGGGUUUCGAAAUCCCUGUGGAUCCCCCUGCAGCUGAGGCUGCGAUAAGGGUAACGGGGGGUGGGGGGUUCUGGGAUCGAUCCGGGCGAUCUGGGGAUUAUCCCGGCCAGG